Molecule: messenger RNA, 804 nt
Organism: Rotaria socialis
Lineage: Eukaryota; Metazoa; Rotifera; Eurotatoria; Philodinida; Philodinidae
Source: the annotation of a GenBank genome assembly
AUGCAUUCUUCAACAACUAAUACAUUAAGAUUAAUAAGUAUAGUUCAAUCCACUAUGCGUAAAACUAUUAAUCGAACUUUAUUCAAUACAUUCACAACCAAACAAAUUGAAAAAGCGAAAGAUGCUCAUUCAAAUUUACUUACUGAUACAGAAAAUGUAUUCGAACUUCAACAUCAUACUGUUAAACCAAGUGCAAUGAAUGACUAUGAAUCCAUGUAUUGUGAUUAUGCGUCACAAAUCCUAGAUAAAUAUUCUUCAAAAGGUCUUGUUCAUACUGGCUCAUGGAGAGUACAUAUUGGCAAUGUUCAGAAUCAAUUUGUUCAUAUAUGGAUGUAUAAAAAUUUUACUCAUUUGGAUCAAUUUGUGAAUAAUGCUGAGAACAAUUCCAUUAAUGAUAAAUUAAAUCAAUAUGUUAUCGAACGUUCCAAUCAGAUAUGUCUUUCAUUUUCUUAUUUUGGCAUUCCUCAACCACGUGCAAAAUCAGACGAUGAAACAAAUCCAUACAUAUAUGAAAUGCGAUCAUAUUGGCUUAAACCAGGUACAUUAAUUGAAUGGGGAAAUUUAUGGCAUAAAGGCGUGCAAUAUCGACCAGAUGCAAAAGUUCUUGGUGUUUUUUCACAGAUUGGUGAUCUUUAUAAUGUUCAUCAUAUGUGGUCAUAUAAAAAUUUUCAACAUAGAAAACAAAUGCGUACUAAUGCAUGGGCUAAACCUGGCUGGUCAGAGAAUGUUGAAUUUACAGUGCCAUUAGUUCGUAAAAUGGAAUCAAAAAUACUCGUGCCACUGAAAAUCUCACCUUUGCAAUAA